Pararge aegeria (speckled wood butterfly) is the source of this 2346-nucleotide messenger RNA. It is a transcript of the gene Pep, whose product is annotated as zinc finger protein on ecdysone puffs. The transcript has 12 exons. NCBI's taxonomy places the organism in Eukaryota, Metazoa, Arthropoda, Insecta, Lepidoptera, Nymphalidae. Bases 139 to 2142 code for a protein of 667 amino acids. Gene Ontology annotation, cellular component: nucleus. The record is from RefSeq and is a predicted model, not a curated record.
CGAAAAUCGGCCAUUUUCCGCUUCUCGCCUUUGCAAAUAAUUAAUUGUACUUAAUAAAUAGAUAACUUAAAUCAUAAAAGUGUAUUUAAAGAAAUCAUUGUAAAUACCACUACAUAUACUUUCAACGUAAUCACCGUAAUGGCGAACCGACGACCACAAGGGGGUGGGCGGCGCGUGGACUUCGGUCGUAAUGACCGCGGCAACAACUACCGUGGCGUGUCACCCUGGCAGGGUGGGGGCCCUGGGGGAGACCUUCCCAACUUACUUCCCCUCGGUGGGCCCGCUGAAGCGACCCUGGCCCUUGCCAGCAAUUUAAUUAACCUUCUUCAACCCCGUCAGAACCCUGUCCCUUCACUCCUUGACAUGCCCAUCCGUCGUGACUUUGGUCCCGCCAUGAAUCGGUAUGAUCGAGGUUAUGGGCCUAAUAGAAUGGGCAAUCAGGGUAGUUUCCGGCGUACGGGAAAUUACAAUCGCGCUGGUGAGCGUAUCAACAACAAUCGUAAGCCGUUUAGACCCAAUGAUGGGCAAAGGCAACAAAACAAGGGCUCCCCGAAAAAGGAUGCCGAUUCAAAGGCUAAGCCUGGCAAGGAGAGCGAUGAGACAGGGGAUAAGGCUGACAAGAAUGAAGACAAGAAAGACACCCCCAAGACCCGUUAUGAUGAUAUAAACCAGUCACUCUUGAGAUGCCACAUCUGUAAUAAGAGUAUGUGGGAUGGGAGGUCGUUUGAGAACCAUCUAAAUGGACGGGCCCAUUCAAUCAUGAUGCAAAAGACUGCGGAGAGCUAUGCACUGACUGCGGACACUAUGCGCCAGGAGUUUAAGAUUCGCGAGAUGAAGCGUACACGCAAAACGGGUCAGCAGCCAUUGCGCGAUUUCUACUGCGCCAUGUGCGACAUGUAUGCUGCCGACGGCGCCAUCCACCGCACCACCGUUGGACACAGGAAGCUGAAGAAGUACCUCCAUCCCGCUUGCACAUCCUGCCACAAAGAGAUGCCGACAAGGAUAGAGCUAGACGAGCAUAGAUUAUCCGCUGAGCACUUGAGACAGUUGCAGGACAAACAGGACACUAACAUCACUAAGCCGAAACUUGAAGUGAUGGUAUUCUCGACUCUCAGCAUGGAGCAAAUGUAUCUGCGCGAUGACAGGCAACGCUCGCGGCGCUACGACCGACGCGACAAAGAUGGCGAAGCGGAUAAGGAGGCGGACAGGGAAGCCGACGUAGACAAGGACAAAACUGCUGAGGGCGAACAGAGUUAUGCUGAAGGCGAGGAAGUCAACAAGGACUCGAUGGAAGAUGGAGAAGCUAAGAAGGAAGACGGAGAAACAAAGACUGAGGUGAAGAAGGCAGAGCCUAUUGACAAAGAGGACACGGUGCUGGACUACAAGGAUGGGGAUGACGUCACCAAUGUCACACAAGAGAUGUUGCCAGCUUAUAGCACGGAGCGCGGCGUGGGUCGCUCGUUCCUGAAGCCGCUGAACUGCAUCCAGUGCCAGUUGUGCCACAAGCUGCUUGACAGCGAGGAGACUGCGGAGGUGCACCUUCGCACCUGGAGACACCACCAGCUCUUCAUCUACUUGCUGAACGAGAAGAGCGGACAACUGGCGGAGAACCAACAAGCGGAGACAGGCAAGAGAAGUCACAGCAACUAUAACGAUGACUCUGGUACGUGGAAGCGUCGCAAGACCGCCCCCAAGGAUGAAGACGAUGAGGAGCAGGACGAGCCAGAGCCUGAACCGGAGCCUGUGAAGAGGAACGGGCUCGGUGACACUCAAGAUGCAAGCAAAAAUGCCGAAGCUGAGUUAGACGCCUUAGAGAAUCAGGGAGGCGAGCUCGCUGCUGAUGAUUUGGAAGACUGGGAGCAGUCUGUGGAUGAACUUCUGGACGAUGUCAACAAAGAUGAGAAGGAAGCCAAAGCAGCGUUAGAAACUGCAGGGAAACCAGGAGAUCAAACCGCUGACGAUGAUAUGGAAGACUGGGAGCAGUCUGUAGACGAACUUCUGGCGGAUGUCAAGGAAGAACCUGAAGCGAAGCCAGAACCGGAGCCCGAGCCAGUUAAGAAAGGGGAAGAAGUCAAGAAGACUCCGCAGCCGAAGUCAUCUCCAAGGGGCCGUGGACGCGGGCGCGGCCGACGUCCCUACUAAGAAUAUAAUGUCGGAAACACACUUAAGCUGUGCGUUACGUUGAGCUGCCAUGUCGACCUCCCUGGCGCAACGGUUAGCGCUUUGAAUUUCUGUGAACUUAAGUAGGAGGUCCCGGGUUCGAUUCCCGGCAGGGUCAAUUUGGGAAUUUAUAAUUUCUGAAUUUUCUCUGGUCUGAUCUGGUGAAGGCUUUGACCGUGGCUAGUU